Coturnix japonica (Japanese quail) is the source of this 4576-nucleotide messenger RNA. It is a transcript of the gene DMAP1, whose product is annotated as DNA methyltransferase 1 associated protein 1. Gene Ontology annotation, cellular component: NuA4 histone acetyltransferase complex; nucleus; Swr1 complex. The record is from RefSeq and is a predicted model, not a curated record. Gene Ontology annotation, molecular function: transcription corepressor activity. NCBI's taxonomy places the organism in Eukaryota, Metazoa, Chordata, Aves, Galliformes, Phasianidae. Gene Ontology annotation, biological process: negative regulation of transcription by RNA polymerase II; chromatin remodeling; DNA repair.
UGCGUUCCCAAAAGGCUCCGGGCACUUCCGGUCUCGGCUUGGCGGGAGCGGAAGUGGCGCUGCCCGGCUCCGUGUGCGCUCGCACCGUCCCGGUGGCGGCGGAGCUGGAGCGGUGUCUGUGCCACUCCCAGGAGCUGCUCACUGACUGCAGCUUUUUGCUCUUCCCUUCCCCAAAGCUGGACAGGACGGUGGUGGGCAAAGCCAGCAGACAGGCAGCGAGAUGGCGACGGGUGCAGAUGUGCGGGACAUCCUGGAGCUGGGGGGUGUGGAGUCUGAGAACACGGGAACCAUCAACAAGAAGGAUAUCAUCAACUCAGAUAAGAAAAAAUCCAAGAAAUCUUCAGAGACGUUGACGUUUAAGAGACCAGAAGGAAUGCACAGAGAAGUUUAUGCACUCCUCUACUCUGACAAAAAGGAUGCGCCUCCGCUGCUGCCGAGUGAUACGACUCAGGGUUAUCGAACAGUCAAAGCAAAGCUGGGGUCCAAGAAGGUCCGGCCUUGGAAGUGGAUGCCCUUCACCAACCCAGCAAGAAAAGAUGGAGCUAUGUUUUACCACUGGAGGAGAGCAGCAGAGGAGGGAAAGGACUACCCGUUUGCCAGGUUCAAUAAAACAGUGCAGGUACCAGUCUACUCAGAGCAAGAGUACCAGAUGUAUCUCCAUGAUGAUGCGUGGACCAAAGCAGAGACAGACCACCUCUUCGACUUGGCUCGACGUUUCGACUUGCGCUUCGUGGUGAUUCAUGACCGCUAUGAUCACCAGCAGUUUAAGAAAAGAUCGGUGGAAGACCUGAAGGAACGGUAUUAUUACAUCUGUGCCAAGCUGGCUAAUAUUCGUGCAGCUCCAGGCACAGACCUGAAAAUCCCAGUCUUUGACGCUGGCCAUGAGAGGAGGAGGAAGGAACAACUGGAAAGGCUGUACAAUAGGACACCAGAACAGGUGGCAGAAGAAGAAUAUCUCAUUCAGGAGCUCCGCAAAAUCGAAACCAGAAAGAAGGAGAGAGAGAAGAGAACACAAGAUCUGCAGAAACUCAUCACAGCCGCUGACACCACCACUGAACAGAGACGCGCUGAACGCAAGGCUCCCAAGAAGAAGCUGCCGCAGAAGAAAGAGACAGAGAAGCCUGCCGUUCCUGAGACUGCUGGCAUCAAGUUUCCUGACUUCAAAUCUGCAGGUGUCACGCUGCGAAGCCAGAGGAUGAAACUGCCAAGCUCGGUGGGACAGAAGAAGAUUAAAGCCCUGGAGCAGAUGCUGAUGGAACUCGGAGUAGAUCUCAACCCUAUGCCCACUGAGGAGAUUGUGCAGAUGUUCAACGAGCUGCGGAGUGACCUGGUACUGCUGUAUGAGUUGAAGCAAGCCUUCGCCAACUGUGAAUAUGAGCUGCAGAUGUUACGGCAUCGCUAUGAGGCCCUGGCCAAAGCUGGCACUAUUGGCCCCCUCAGUGUGGAAGGCACCCAUCCGGAUGGCCAGACGGUGCUCGGCAUCGAGGAGGGCAAGGGAGAUGCCAAGGACCAGAUCAUUGACGUAGUAGGAGCACCACUGACCCCCAACUCGGUGAGAAGGAAGGUUGUGGGGGCAGAACAGGGAGCGCUCAGGUCUCCGACGCAGAUGCCAUGACAAGUGCUGGGGAUGCUGCCCUGCUCUCCCUCCAGGCGUGCGUGUCCAAGGGAGCACAGCGCGCCUGUUCCCCCAAGUCUCAGUGCUCUCUGGGCACGUCUCCUGUGCUGGACAGUGUUCUUGGUGCUAUAGGUGGGGUCAGCAGGUCUUUCUUCAUCCUGCAUGCAGGCAGAUGGCUUGAUGUGGUGCCACCGUGAACCAAAGCAGUGAAGCUUUGGAUGAUGAGAGCUUGCACCGGGGCAGCGGCAGUGAUGCCAGUACAGCUGCAGACCUGAGGCAUUUUCCUCCAAGCCACAUAAGGGCUGCUCAGCAGAGGAAAGCAAGUGGGAAAAGCAGUCUUGAUAUGAUGAGCCAUGACCUGCCCUAGUCCCUGGAGUCAAGUGCUAUCCCUGCCUGGGGCAGGAGGCUUGGGAAGGAGAGAGGUGUUUGAAAAGCUGAGGGGUGUUUCUAUACCCUGCUUCCAGUGUUGAAAGAAAAGCCAGACCUCGAAGUUGUAAAAGCAAGCACUGAAGCUUUGCAAGAGCAGCCUGUGCUUGUCCAUCUGCAGGUUGUAAAUCAGCAGCCCUCUCCUCCCUAACUCCACAAGGGCAAGUUGCUCAGCCCCGAGGCAGUGGUGUGCCUAGGGGUCAGGCAAGGCUGCUUUCCCCUCUGUGCAGUCCCCUGGAGCAGCUGAGCUGAACUGUGUGAUAAAGAGCUGCCCGUCUCCACGCAGUGGCAUCCCUGACGCCUCAGAUAUACUGCCCCGGUAGCGUCACAGACCUUUACUUUCUAAAAUGUAUGAUGUAUUAUUUCAGGAUAUUCAGAACACCUUAUCUGUCAGCAGCAGAGGUGACGCAUUAAUCUGGACUUGAGUAAUGUCCUAUUCAGUUGUGACAACAUGGAGUCAUAAGGAAGCGCUCCACCGAGACAGGUUCAUGUUUGCAAAGAAGUCUUCUGAAUCUUUCUUUCACUGCAUUCAAUCUCACCCUUCGAUGCGGUCCAGAGUAUCCCAGUUAGUGAAUGCUUGGGGCUGGUUCACAUUGCACUGCCUUCCCUCGAGACCACUUGAUGGGAAGGCAGUGGUGGCAGCAGCCGUGGCUGCAGGAGGGGCAGCCCAAGUGUGAUCCUGACCACGUUCUUCCUCAGCCCCACCUCUUGGAGUUGGAAACAAAGAGGUGGGUCUGGGCAGCACAGAGAGGGUUAAACUGACCUCGUCUCUGACAUAUUUGAAAGAAAUAUAAUCAAGUUAAUUCACUGCAAGGCAAAUUCAGUACCUAAAGGGCCUCCAUGUUAAAUACAGCACUGACCUUUACCGGCUGAUUACACAAAGACGACACAAUUAGAUUAGUCCAAGACAAAAGGUCAAGCACAUUCACACUGUGACCAUUUUAUGCUACCUUUUGAGGGGGGAAAAAAUUACCUCCCAGCUGGAGGGGUGUCAGGAUGGGGAGGGGAACGGGACCGCUGUGCCACGUUCUGCUUGGCUCAGGUAUGUUUGGGGUGUCAGGCAGGUUUGGGCACCACGCUUCCCUCUGCCUUCCCUGCAGUUCUGGGUGGUCAGGCAGUGAGGGGAACCAGCAGCCCAUGGCCCACAACCUGCUGUGAGCUGGCAGGAUUCACGCAGGUGUCUGCCACUACAGCGCUGGGUUAGCAGUGCCAGUAGUGCAGCUGUUUGUUGAGCAGGAGUUGCAGCACUGUUUGUUGGUGACACCCUGUCCCUUCCUGGGGCUGUUGCAGGGGUUUAAGCUGGCUGUGCCAACCUGGCUUGUGCUUUGCCACUGAGCUGCCUCAGGGGGAGUCGCAUAAUCUCCCUGCUUACAGAUUCCUCCAAGUUAGAGAACCCCUUUGUGCUGCCCAUCCAUGGCACUCCACAUGUUGUAUUAAGCAUGGAUUAGUUCAGUUCCGAGCCAGCUGCUCCCCCAGAGUCAGCUUUGGUUCCCUAGAGAGGAGUAUCUUGCUCCAGAUGUUGGAGGCAGCGAGUGGCAAAGCAAGGAACAGGACCGUGAGCCCCACGUCCCGUAUCCUGCCCCCAGGUGCUGGCAGGGCUGUGUGAAGGCACAUCAGAGUCCUGAGAUACAGGCUGUCAGCAGCUGCCCCAUCCGUCCCUCGUGGCAGUGCUGCCAUUGCUUUGUCCCCUUAGGAGCGAUGAUGUCCCGGUGUCCAUGGCCAGCAUGAAGCCCUGCAUUGUGCUGCCCGGCCACGGCCACCUCAUCCCUUCUGCGGCUGCCAUCCCCCCCUCCCAGGGGCUGCGGUGCCGGCGCUGACCAUUAAAGCCGAGCCAGGAUCCCCCCAGUGCUGACCCUGGUAGGACUGUGCUCGGGGCCUUCGGGAGGUGAAAGGUGAGCCGAACUCGGAACAAAUUAGUUCCAAGCAGAAGUUCAGCCAGUUACUCCAGAUUGGAUCCUUUGAUUUCCGCGACUCAGACUCCGCUCAGUGAUCUGUAAUGAGUGACUCUCAGAAAUGCUCACAUUGCAGCACUUUGUUCCCGAGCUCACAAGUCAGCCCAUUAAUGGGUAAAGGAAAAGACCUUGAGUCUAAGAAGUCUCGGGUUCAGAGUCAGAAUUAUUUGACUUUUAAGCUUCCUUUAUCUGAACUCCUGCUGACUUCUUGUUUUCUGAGCCUGUUUGAAAGCUAGAAGUUACAUUGUUAAGAUCAAACAUUCUCUCUUUCCAGAUGGAGUUACAAUAUCUGUCUUUUAUAUAUAUAUAUAUAUUUUAAUAUAUAUAUAUAGUGUAUAUAUACCAGGGUGUAUAUAUUCCACUCUUUUUGUUGUUGUUUAAUCGCUCUUUCCAUUAAAAGAAACUAGACUUGUAGGCUCUUGUAAAUUAUAAUGUAAAACAUUGUUUUUAACCAGACAGUUCCCAAUUUUGCUCGAGGCGACUGGAAUAGCAGCGCCACAGAAGGCAAUAGGAAGGUGAUUAAUAUGAAUUUGUGACAUAGUUGAAAGAUGGGUCUUUUGCCAUAUAAAGAUUAUCAAACACA